Molecule: messenger RNA, 949 nt
Organism: Darwinula stevensoni
Lineage: Eukaryota; Metazoa; Arthropoda; Ostracoda; Podocopida; Darwinulidae
Source: the annotation of a GenBank genome assembly
AUGAACUGGAGGGACCGGAAUACAGAUGUGAGGAAGAUGGAGAAUGGACCGGACCCACCCCGUUUUGCAAGCCAAGUCGUAUGCGGGAAGAAGGAAAGUCAAAAUCAGCUAUCAAAAGGAGGAAACCAAUCUGAAACUGGAGAAUGGCCAUGGCAAGCAGCCAUCUAUGACGUCAAAAAGGAUGAUGUCAUUUGUGGAGGAACACUCAUUAAGGAGCAAUGGGUGCUGACGGCGGCCCAUUGUGUGUCUCAUAUAAUCUUGCACAAGGACUUCAACAUCUAUAAUAACUAUGACUCAGACAUUGCUCUAUUGAAACUAACAAGAGAUGCCGUGCUGACCGCGCGAGUUCAGUUGGUAUGUCUCCCGAACCGAUUUGAUUUCUCUGAGACAAACCUCGACAGCGGAGUGCCAGGAUGGGUGGCUGGUUGGGGUUCUGACGGUUCAGAUGAACUCGCAGCUGUCCUGACGGAGAUUCAACUUCCUGUGAUAUCCAAUCCCAAAUGUGUCCGGGACACCGUUCAUUUCACGGGAAUCCGCGGCGUUACUCGUACCCUCACCUCAAAUAUGUUUUGCGCUGGUCUUUCUGCGGAUACUCCUCUUGAAGAUUAUCGAACAGUGUGUCCUGGGGACUCUGGGAGUCCCAUGGUCUUCCUCUCCAAUACAUCACGGGACAGCCACUGGACGGUGGAAGGGAUCGUGAGUCACUUUUUCCAGCAAGAAAUUUGUUCCAUGAGGCGCCCCGGACAGUAUGGCAUUUUCACCAAAGUCAAUAGGUUCACCCAGUGGAUCAACAGGGUUAUAUAUAGUGGCUUCUGACGAAUCGGAAUCGAUUCAACUUGAUGCAAAAUCUGGACAAGCAGAAGUGAAAUAAAUUUAUGUUAACUGGACAUCUGCAAUUUUACCAAUACACACACGCACACCUACACGCAAGUUUGCACUGCAUCCGCAC